AUGAUGGCCAGACCCAAACCCGAAUCUCUCCAAUCAAGUCCUGUCCCCUCCCGAAAUCCUCUCCCACUUUCUGCAGCCCAGGAAUCUCAGGUAAGAGAUCUCUAUUAUAAGAAAGUCCGAGGUCAUUGUGCCAAUGAGAUACGGGACUUCGCAUCAUGUGCUACCAACCGCACUAUUUCUGCAACCUGGGCAUGUCGGAAACAGCGUCUGGCGAUGAAUUCGUGCAUGAUUCAAUAUGCAUCACAAAAGGAGCAGGAUGCGGCAAGAGAGGAGUGGUUCGCCAACAUGGACUUGCGGCGACUUGAAAUGGAAGAAAAAAGGCGUCAAAAGGUGGAGGCUGAGAAGUUCUUCAAGGAAUGGUGGGAUAUCCCGAAGUCUUCAGGUCAAAACCAGGAAGAUAAGGCCGAGAAGGACUGA
Letharia columbiana is the source of this 417-nucleotide messenger RNA. RefSeq lists its product as uncharacterized. The record is from RefSeq and is a predicted model, not a curated record. Gene Ontology annotation, cellular component: mitochondrion. The coding region runs from base 1 to 417 and encodes 138 amino acids. The transcript is spliced from 2 exons. Lineage: Eukaryota; Fungi; Ascomycota; Lecanoromycetes; Lecanorales; Parmeliaceae.